AUGAGCUUUGCAUUUUACCAGAGUUUUAAGGGAUCGAGGCAGUCUCUACCUCUCCCUCCUGGACCAAGAAAGCUUCCGGUCCUGGGAAACGCGUUGGAUUAUCCGAAGUCUGAACCUUGGGUGACUUUCGCUAAGUGGGGAGAGCAGUACGGCCCCAUCAUCCACUUGACUGUAUUUAACCAGUCCAUCAUAAUACUCAACGACCCUAGUUAUGCCGUCGACAUGCUCGACAAAAAGAGUCGCCUUUACAGCGAUAGGCCUACGCUCAUGAUGGCCGGGCGCCUCAUAGGCUGGGAUGAUGUUAUCGGUCUGGUGCCUUUCAGUGAGCGGUGGAUCGAGCAUAGAAAGAUGCUCGCUCAGUUUAUGGGUACAAAGGCAAAGGUGGAGGAAUUUGGUGAGGUAUUGGCGGAGGAGACAGAGGUGUAUCUGAGGAGGAUUCUAGAGGGGAAGGAGGAGUGGGUCGAGCAUUCGCGCAAGCUCGUGGGCAACGUCAUGCUAAUGCUGGCCUAUGGGGCGAAGUCUACGGAUGACGGCGCGGAGGGAAUGGUAAGGCUGGUCGGCGAAGCAAUGGAUCAGUUUUCUGAGACGAGUAUGAGUGGCGCGAAACUCACGCCUUGUCCACCAUCAGUGCGACAUGUCCCAGAAUGGUUUCCCGGCGCAGGAUGGAAGCGUAAGGUCCCCAAGUACAGAAAGAGUUUACAACUUAUGAUACAUGAACCGUACAAAUGGGCAAAAAGACAGAUGGCCACUGGAACUGCCCGCCCUUCCUUUCUGUCUACAUACCUUCACGAUCAAGGGGUGAGCCCUGAACAAUCACGGGAGGCAAAAUGGGCGGCGUCUGGAAUUUAUAGCGGUUCGUCUCUAAUUCAACGCUUCACGAUAGCCGGUCUCGAAUGUUUCUUCCUCGCCAUGACUAUCCACAUCGAAGAACAAAAGAAGGCGCAAGCUGAGAUCGACAAUGUCAUAGGACUGGGAAGGCUGCCCACCCUUCGAGACCGAGAAAGCUUGCCGUAUACGAACGCUUUGAUCACCGAAGUACGGAGACGAUACAUUUUCGCGAUGCUCGGUCUGCCUCAUUCCUUAAGAGAGGACGAUACCCAUGGGGGCUACUUCAUUCCGAAAGGCUCAAUUGUCAUAGCGAAUAUCUGGUUAUUCAUGAAGGACCCGAAGGUGUAUCCUGAGCCCGAUCGCUUUCUCCCAGAGCGAUAUCUCGCUUCGGACGGAAACGAAACACAGAAGGACCCGAGAGAGUACGCAUUUGGCUUUGGGCGACGAGCUUGUCCAGGUUUCCACCUCGCCGACACGUUGACAUGGCUAGCAUGCACCUCCGUCCUCAUGGUAUAUGAUAUACGGCCACCUACGAAGGAUGGCAAACCAGUGCCACCAGCUGUGAAAUAUACGAGCGAGACGAUCAGUCAUCCGGAACACUUCGACUGUGUGAUCAAGCCACGCUCAGUAGCUGCUGAAGCCCUCAUCCGAAGCAGUACUUGA
Messenger RNA from Stereum hirsutum FP-91666 SS1, 1491 nucleotides. RefSeq names its product cytochrome P450. The coding region runs from base 1 to 1491 and encodes 496 amino acids. Gene Ontology annotation, molecular function: heme binding; iron ion binding; monooxygenase activity. NCBI's taxonomy places the organism in Eukaryota, Fungi, Basidiomycota, Agaricomycetes, Russulales, Stereaceae. The record is from RefSeq and is a predicted model, not a curated record. The transcript is spliced from 11 exons.